Aspergillus costaricaensis CBS 115574 is the source of this 1507-nucleotide messenger RNA. Its product is annotated as heme-dependent oxidative N-demethylase family protein. Bases 131 to 1207 code for a protein of 358 amino acids. The record is from RefSeq and is a predicted model, not a curated record. Lineage: Eukaryota; Fungi; Ascomycota; Eurotiomycetes; Eurotiales; Aspergillaceae. The transcript has 3 exons.
CCUCUUCCCAUCAGACUUGCGACGUGGAGACCUGUAUGCGUGAACAAUAAAAAGCUUCAUCGAAGAUCCUCUUCUUUUCUUUUUCCCUUUUCUUCAUUCCCUUUUGCUGUGGACUUUCUUCUCAACGGCAAUGAAUACCCUAUCAUGUCUUGCGUUGUCGAUUUUUCUUCUUUUCAUUAUCUUCACCAGAUACCGAAAGAAUCUUUCGUCGUUAUGGCGCACAAAACAUGCCCAAGAACCGGGUUGCAACGAUCUCAAGAAAAUGGCUCCUUAUCCGGCCCAGCCCAUCAAGGGCAGGGAGAGGUAUCGAGUCAUGAUGGACGUUCGAAAAUUGGACGUGGAGAACUGGCUCACCGUUGACAAGAACUAUAUGGACGAGCACGAAGUUAGAAGCCAAUUGCUGGAGACAGAGAAGAGCAAGGUCCUCCAAUGCCUCCCCGAGUCAUACGAUGCAUGUUUAGAGGCAUUGGAGGAGGUAGUUGAAUUCCUCUGCCAGCGAUUCUCCAAUGUGUUCGAACAGAAAAAGUGCGGCGAUGAAACGACUGUGCACAACAAGAUGACUGGAGAGACAUUUUGCUUUGGAGGGAAGAACAAAGACGUCGAUCCUCUAGAAAUCGCCGUCAGACUGACGAUGGAGGACCUGAGUAUUCUGAUGAAAAACGAGGAGGACGAGUACUAUCUCGCCGCCAGCGCAAGCCUUUUCCCCGUUGGCUGGACAGUUCAAGACCGCAUUGGGUGGACCAUCUCCAAGCUUCACAACCCGGUACCACUGUGGCAUCAGCAGGUUGCCAACUCAGUCAGCAAAUUCUUGGCUCGGCUCACACCGGCAUCGCCCAUGGAAAGGUCAAACUACUUCGUCGAAGUGAAGCGGCCCGAUGAAGAUUUAUUUGAGAUCCUCUAUCGACCAACUUCUCUAUCUGAGGAGAAUCCGGAUCCAACGCCGCAAGAUAUUGUCAUUCGUCGCGAGCGGCAAACUUUCCGUCGACUCCCUCGUACCGGAGCACUCGUCUUUGGUGUGAAAACCAUCUUGACAACUCUGGACGAGCUGCCGAUGCAGGAACUGCAAAACCUUGCCAAAGAGAUUAAGAGCUGGCCAGAGUAUGUGGGUGAAUACAAGGGAAGAGAGGUCUGGGGCCCUAAGGCUCUGGAGUACUGUGAAAAGAAAAGCCGAAUGUAUCAACAAGACCCUGAAAAGAUGAUGGUGUAAUGGUUGAAGACUAAUGAGGUAGGGAAGGAGGGAAGAAGGGGAAGGCGGCGAAAAAGACGCCAUCGCAUGGGAGGCUUUCUGUUGCAUUUUUUGCGUUUUGCAUCGCUUCUUGCAUUGGGCCAUCAAACGGAUGGGCGGCUGUCUGAUUUGAAAAGUCUCCGGUCAAAGCAUUGUUUCUUUAUUGUCUGUAUUAUUCUGCAUUUUCAUGAUACCGUUGACGAUCUGCAUGACUUGAGCAAUCUUGUUGAUAUAUUAUAGUUGUUCGCCUGGGAGACUUCAGACCAGCCCAGAAUGCACACG